GCUUCUGUUCAGAUUGUUUUCGGUGUUUGUCUUUCACUAACGGUGGAUCUAUGGGACGUUUUCGAGAUACCAGUUCAGGUUUAUCUGCCUCCGAUACUGUUUUAGAACAAGUGGUUAUGUUAGGACAACAGUGGCAGUUUCAAACACCUCGGCCACAACUUGUUUCUCUGUUGGAGUCUUGGGUUGAUUGUCCACCAAAAGAUACCCAUAAGGCUUUUCGGUUUCUUUCGCAUAGACUUUCAUAAAGUUUGACCUGUCUUUCGCAAAAAUCCGCUCCGCCACCAUGUCGAUUUGCUUACGAUCACUGGGACUACGAAAGAGGACCAUAUACUGAGCAUUCCUGCUGAUAUCAGUGUUGAACUUUCCUUUGGGAAACAUAUUUUGCAGCAAUAAUAUCACACUAGCAUUGCGAUGACGGCCUUGUGUAAACAGUGUUGAUAACACGGGACUGUCAGUUGCCUUGCUCAUUAGAUUAUCAAACACCAACACAUUGUGAAACUUUGGAUUGAUUUCUCUUAGAUCUUCACUCAGUGCAGGUAAGCCUUGGGUAAAUACAAUCUCAUCAAUAAGUGUAGAUUGCAAGGACGCAUACCGUGGUUACCAUUGAUUGUAAAACCAGAAAAUACGUCUCUGUUUCUUACUGGGGUACUUGAUACAAUUCUUCUUUAACAGUUGCUCCACGAAAGACGUUUUUCCACACUGACUUGGCCCCACCACGAGCAUCGAAAACAUGUGGUUAAACUUAAAGUCUGGGUAAGGGCUCGUCUCUAAACAGUUAGCUGUUUCUAGCUUGGUUACUUUUCGCUGUUUCGGUUCAGUCUUUAGAGCUUGUCUAACGAGUUUUAAUGGUUGAGGGGUGUGGCUCCAAGGAGGUGGUGGCAUUCCCCAAAAGGGGUAAGGAGCCAUGUAAGGUAAUCCAGUGGAUUUUGCUGAGGAAAAGAUCGCAGAUUUUAGCCACGGUUUUCGUUCUUCACUGGAUAACUGAUGGACUUGGGCUAGGUGGUGACUUAAAGACAGUAGACCACUCUUACAACAGAUUGGACAAUUUCGUCUGUUUCGAUAAGGCAUGUUGACUCUUCGGCGUCUUAUCACAGCUAGUCGCUUUUCCACAGAGUCUCAUAUUAUUUAUACCUUUUCGAUUCAUUCAGUUGAAUGUAGGGUGCCUGUGAGGUGCCUGAGGGUGCCUGUAGGGUGCCUAUAGGGUGCCUGUGGAGUGUCUGUGGGGUGCCUGUGGGGUGCCUGUGGGGUGCCUGUGGUCGAUGAAAAUUCAUAGACUCCAGUGCAGAUUGCUUAGAACUAAACAACUGUAAUACACAUUUCAUUCCAGUUUUAUUUGCAGACGUUUUCCGCACGUUACAAAAUUAAGUUGCAGGCUUUUUCAACACGUUACGAAAUUAACUUGCAGACUUUUUCAACAUGUUACGAAAUUAACUUGCAGAGUUUUACUGCAAUCUGUUCACUCCUCAUAGAAUGACAGGUUCAUUAGCAGUCACUUUGCUGUGUUCCCUGGAGGAGGUCUCUAUUUUGACGAGAGAGGUCUUGGGUGUUUUUCUCUGCUCAAGGAUGGCAUUCAGGCCUUGAUACAAUGGGUAGACGACUUCAAACACUAAGUUGCGGUCCCCUUGUUUGCCAGGUGUCUGUCGCUUUAGAUCUACCACAUACAAAUCUGUGUCUCCAAUUUUGGUAUAAGUGGCUUUAAACUUUGGAUAAUCCAGAGCCAAUUCCAUCCAGGAGAGUUUAUCCUCGUUCUUAGCCUCACGUUCUCUCUGCUCACGUUCAGCUUUCAUUUCCUCUAGAUCUCUAUCCCAUUCACGCUGCUCUGCGGGAGUCCAAUCGUCAUACCCUCCUAUCCACAUGAUGAUUUGUGAUAAAUGAUAGAUAGAAUAGCACACCCCUUUCUCUUAUACCUUAGACCUCACCUCAGGCUAUAAAUAGAAUUGAAUUGUGUCUAUCAUUAUCAGUUGUACGUUUGAUUGCCUAGAGGUAACAUGUCUGUUAUGGGUGGUUCUGUAGAAGCACUUUCUACCAAGACUGGUAAUGAACCCACCGAAAAAACCAUGCCUGCCAAGACCAGGUUGAAGGGUUAUCGACAAAAACUGAUGACGAUCAAAGCUAGAAUCAAGUAUCGAGAGCAUACCCUCAAAGGGUUCAAAAAACAUCUCAAGAAUGGUACGUUUCCGCAAAGAAUGAAAUCUAUAAAACCACACCCAAAAAUUAGUUCCCCCGAAGCUCAAGCUAUCGUCAAUGCUGCCUGUGAUCAAGUGCAAAGUGUCAUUUUGGAUCAAAUGAUUCAAGAAGAAGAGAAGAAACUCUCUCAAGAUCAAGACAGUUAUCAAACUAUGAGGAAGCAACGGGAAGGUGAUCGUCAGCAGCUCAAGGCCCCUAAAAAACCCAAGAAACCUACUGUGGCUCAACUCCAGCAAGAGCUCGCAGACUUGCAGUCAAAAUAUACCCAACUUUGUAGUAAAUUAGAAAACAGUCAGUGA
This is a messenger RNA of Porites lobata, 2486 nucleotides long. Lineage: Eukaryota; Metazoa; Cnidaria; Anthozoa; Scleractinia; Poritidae. The record is from the annotation of a GenBank genome assembly.